This is a messenger RNA of Aricia agestis (brown argus), 2043 nucleotides long. RefSeq lists its product as uncharacterized. The transcript is spliced from 2 exons. Bases 319 to 1905 code for a protein of 528 amino acids. Lineage: Eukaryota; Metazoa; Arthropoda; Insecta; Lepidoptera; Lycaenidae. Gene Ontology annotation, molecular function: nucleic acid binding. Gene Ontology annotation, biological process: DNA integration. The record is from RefSeq and is a predicted model, not a curated record.
UUCAUUUAGCUGCCGCUAAGAGUAGAGUUCAGUCAGCUCGAAAGACUACUAUACCUCGGUUAGAGCUCUGUGGAGCUCUACUGUCGGCACGACUUACAAAAAAGGUGAAUAAGGCGCUCAGUUUGUACAGGGUCAUUGACCGGGUGGUAUUCUGGUGUGACUCUACCAUUGUUAUUAGUUGGAUUAAAACAGAGUCUUCAAAGCUUAAGGCUUAUAUUAGGAACAGAGUGGACGAGAUAGCUGAAUGUUCUGAUCCUUUGUCAUGGCGUUACGUGCCUACAGCUCUCAAUCCAGCCGAUAUAGGGUGUAGAGGCCUCGAUGCCACUCAGCUUCUGCACGAGCAGAGGUGGUGGUCCGGCCCGUCUUUCCUUAAAUACGACGAGUCAACAUGGCCAGAGAAUGUUUUCAAAUUUUUGCAAACUACAGAGAGUCAUGGCAUAUAUUCAGCGCUUCAUAUAUAACUGCCGUCACUCACACAAUAAAUACACUGGACAUCUAACAGUCAAGGAACUUGUGUCCUCUAAUCAAACAUUAUGUAAAUUAGCACAAAUGGAAAUAUUUCCUAAAGAAUAUUCCACUUUAUCAAAAAAUAAUAACUUACCUGCAAAAAAUUGUUUACAGAAUAUGCGACCGUUUAUGCAUAAUGACGGUCUGAUACGCGUCGGAGGACGACUAUCAAAUUCGGAAUAUUGUUACGAUACCAAGCACCCUAUCAUACUUCAUGCUUCACACCAUCUUACGAAAUUAAUCUUCCAACACUAUCACAUACUCACUAUGCAUGCGGGACCACAGCAUUUAUUAUCCACUAUUCGUCAAAAAUACUGGCCAAUCGCAGGUCGUAAUCUAGCAAGAAAAACAGUUCAUGAUUGUAUUAAGUGCUGUCGUUUCGCAGGUAGAUCAAUCCAACCAGUCAUGGGUAACUUGCCAAAGGAACGUCUUUCUAUGACGUAUCCGUUCUUAAAUGUAGCAGUCGAUUACGCAGGCCCAAUCUUGAUUGCUGACAAGAAAGGUAGAGGGUGCAAAUUAAUUAAAUCGUGGAUUUGCGUUUUUGUUUGUCUGGCGGUAAAGGCUGUACACGUUGAGCUGGUGACAGACUUGUCAAAAGAUGGCUUCCUCGCAGCGCUGCAGAGAUUCGUUGCUCGUAGGGGAAAGCCCAUCAGUAUCUAUUCCGAUAACGGAACCAAUUUUACUGCGGCUAGCAGGGAUCUGGCUAGGUUCUUGAAGGCGAGUGGUGAGGAGAUAGGUGUCUCGGCAUCAGAGUUAGCGAUUAAUUUUAAAUUUUCUCCCGCGUAUUCACCACACUUUAACGGCUUAGCAGAAGCAGCAGUAAAGUCGAUUAAGCAUCAUCUAAAAAGAGUUUUAACACUUACCAAUUUAACAUACGAAGAAAUGUACACUCUAUUAGUAGGGAUAGAAGGCAUACUCAAUUCUAGGCCCAUAACUCCUCUUUCUUCCGAUCCCACUGACCUAAUCCCACUUACACCGUCCCAUUUCCUGAUCGGAAGAACAAUGACCAAUAUUCCAGAGCAAAUAGAUGAUCAGAGGCCAUUACACCUACAGACUAGAUAUGAAAGAAUAAGCACAUUAAAGGGCCACUUCUGGAAACGAUUCUACAAAGAAUACUUUGCUGAGCUGCAAUGCCGCCAAAAAUGGAAAGGUGAUCACAGUCAACUUCAUCUAGGCGAGAUGGUGUUGGUCAAGGACGAUCGAUUGCCUCCGAACCGCUGGCUGCUUGGACGUGUGGUCCACCUCUACCCUGGCUCAGAUGGCAUCGCGCGAGUAGCAGACAUCCAGACGACCUCAGGGACUCUACGGCGCGCCUACAACCGGCUCUGCCCGCUACCUGUUUUGGAAUCUUCGCUUCCAACGGGGCCAGCAUGUGAAGUAGCAGCAAACUUAAGUUAAUAAAAUAAUAUGUGAAGUGGCAACACCGCGCUUCCGCCCGGCGUAGGCGCCAUCAUCUGUGUCUUGCAUUGACAUUGACCUUUUCGUUUCCGCGCUCUGGCUGGUACUUGUGCCAGCCAGAGCGCCGCGUGUGAACUC